This is a messenger RNA of Branchiostoma floridae (Florida lancelet), 1740 nucleotides long. RefSeq names its product cysteine-rich motor neuron 1 protein-like. The transcript is spliced from 9 exons. The record is from RefSeq and is a predicted model, not a curated record. Gene Ontology annotation, molecular function: serine-type endopeptidase inhibitor activity; protein binding. The coding region runs from base 91 to 1170 and encodes 359 amino acids. Lineage: Eukaryota; Metazoa; Chordata; Leptocardii; Amphioxiformes; Branchiostomatidae.
UUUUUUUCUUGUCGUUGCUAGGGCGACAUCUAUGGCGACUGCCCAGUGAACUACGUCAUCAGCGAGGUGGAGGAAGGUCACGUGGUCGGGAUGAACGUCACCAAGCACGUGUCCAAGUGCCAGCACCCCAAUGACGCAAUGACGCACAAGAUCUCUGAGAAGCAGUCCGGCGCUCACCAGACCUGCAGGUCCGACAUGACGCACGACUCCGUGAUCGAGCGCGUGGUCUGCAAGGACGUCCGUCACGUGCGCGAGGACAAGAUGAUCGAGACGCACCGCAUCCUGGUCCUGCAGCACGUCCGGCCGCUGAAGGCCAGCGAGCCGCAGUACCGCUUCGACAUCGAGGAGGGCAAGGAGACGUCCCUGACGUACGAGGCGGAGGGCGAGCAGGUGGAUGAUCUGGAGGAGAGCUCUCUCCGCGGCGGGCUGGAAGCUAAGAGCCCCUGCAAGCCUGUCCGCUGUAAGAUGUUCUGCAAGUACGGCUUCAGGACCGACAAGCGCGGCUGUGAGAUCUGCGAGUGCGCCAAGGAAGGUGAAGGCUCCUGCACCGAUGCUGACGGCAUCACCCGUCAGAACGGGGACAAGUGGAGGCCGUCCUUUGACGAGGACUGGUGUAACAGCUGUACCUGUGAGAACGGCAAGGAGGCGUGCAUGGCCGUCGUCUGCGCCAGGCCCGACUGCGGCAACGAGGUGCCCGUCAAGAAGGAGGGCCAGUGCUGCCCCGUCUGUCCAGUUGAUGAGAAGCCAGAGAAGCCCGGCGACAUCAAAGAGCCCACCUGCAGCACCAAGGAGGGCAAGACUUACAAGGAUGGCGAGAUGUGGGAGGAGGCGGACUGUACCAAGUGCAUGUGUAUGGAGGGGGAGGCAGUGUGCACGUCCGUGCUGUGCGAGGUGCCUGACUGCGGGGAGGGCGUCGAGCCCAUCACGAAGGAAGGGGACUGCUGCCCCACAUGCCCUGAAGUGGAGAAGUGCACGAGCGAUGACGGGAAGGAGUACGUGACCGGAGAGACCUGGGAGCAGGACGGCAGCUGCACUACAUGCAGGUGCGAGGCCGGCAAGCCCCUGUGCAUGACGAUGAUGUGCGACUGGCCGGAGUGUGAGGACGGUGUAGAGCCGGUGACGGAGGAGGGGGAGUGCUGCCCGUCAUGCCCCGGGGCCGGUGAGGAGUAACUCGUCCUUGCCUUCAGCGCAGCAGAAUCAGCUUUUGCUUAAAACCGCAAGGAAAAACACUACUAACUGUCUCACAUCGAUAUAUCUUAGGACAAACGCUUACUGUUAUAAGACAGCCCGUGGUUUGAAGUGCGCAUGUGCAGCGUGAUGCAUUAUAGGUAAUAUUUCAAUGGCAAUCCUUCGUGAAUUUCAAGGAGCCUUCAACUCUGACAUAUACCCCACAAUGCAAUACAGUGCACAUGCGUGCUUCAAUCCGUUUUUCUAAGACGACAGUAUAUAGGAUCAUAUGAUGAGUUGGAUAGAGUGCUACGUACAGAACUGUCGUUUGCUUUUUGUAACGUUUCUGCUUUAAAGGCAGUGGUUGAAUAGUGAAGAAUAUUUCAGAUGUAACACAUGUCGCAAAGUAAUUCCUAGGCAAUAUAAUACUUCAUAACAAGAUCAAAUCCUUUUGUAUUCUUUUCAAGUACACAACGCAAGCGUUUAACCAUAAACACUGGUUGAUAGAGCAGAAUCAAAACGAUAUAUGAUUUCUUCUCCUUCAUUUGACAAAUAAAGUUUGGCAUACAAGAA